Molecule: messenger RNA, 1320 nt
Organism: Aspergillus puulaauensis
Lineage: Eukaryota; Fungi; Ascomycota; Eurotiomycetes; Eurotiales; Aspergillaceae
Gene: SEN54
Product: tRNA-splicing endonuclease subunit SEN54 family protein
Exons: 3
Coding region: 1-1320 (439 amino acids)
Biological process (GO): tRNA-type intron splice site recognition and cleavage
Cellular component (GO): tRNA-intron endonuclease complex
Source: RefSeq, a predicted model, not a curated record
AUGGCGGACCUAGAUGAAGCUGCAAUCAACAAUCCCUCCACUGGAGGUGGCUAUGCCGAUAUCGAUCUAUCGGAUGAGACUCAGGACUUCCGCAUGCUCAACAACCUCUCCUUCCUGACAGACGCGGCAGAUGCCUCCAUUCCCAAGCGAGGUGAAAAGGACUUCGAGCCAAACCCGACCCUCUUCCAGGCCGACAUUCUCUCCGCCUCGCGACAGGCGAUGCAUAAUGCCCUUGCAUACCCACGACUACACAACCCGAAGAACGAAGUUAUUGGGAUUUACGCUCCAAAUGGACCUGUGCCGCCUGCAUCUUCCAAAACCUUAGACUCAAUCACCGAAGACUCUCCGGCUGAGAGACCAGCUCCCGUUUCAGUUGGCGCGAACGUACACCCGGAGUCAUGCGUCUAUGUUGCGAUCCCGAAAGGACAAUACUUCAAAACACUUGGGCAGGCAGAUCGUUGGGGACGGAUAUGGCUUCUUCCCGAAGAGGCGCUGUAUCUGCUUGAACGAGGCACCCUGGAUAUAAGAUGGCCCCGCUGUGCUGUCGGAGAAGGCGACGAAGAUGAUAUCGAAGACUCCGGGAUACCGAUGAGCUUACAGGCUGCGUAUGCAUGUCUAGUCGGUCGUGGUGGGUUAACAAUGGAGAGGUUUUCUGUUUUUACGGGUCUUCGACGCUUGGGCUAUUCCGUGUUUCGAGCAUCUGCAUGGUCCGAAAAUGGCGAAAAUGAUAAAGUAUCAAGCGAUAUCACAGGGCCAACUAAACCACAAGGGUCAGGUCUAGUUGGGAUUUUCACACAUUUGCUAAAAUGGCUUCGUGAUACUGCCCCGACAACGGCAGCAGGCCCUGUCGCUGGCCUUGGUUUCCAUCGCAGCUACGAUGAUAUCUAUCGCAGAAUCUCAAUAAUACCUUAUUACGACCCUGUCACCGCCCCCUCUCCUUCUCCACGCGCAGAGUUGCCGUACGCCGUCGUGUGGCAUGUUUACAAACCGUCGCCUAGUUUCCGCAAGUCUGCUCGACCCUAUCCUGAUUUUAAGAUCGCGGUCGUCAAUGCUCGAACACAUACCACCGUCCCUACCCUUUCUCAAAUCGGCAGCUUACUAGAGAGCACACCUCUAGACCCACCCCGGUCAGAUAGGCAACUCUAUGUGAGAAUACGCAAUGGGUAUCGAAACGUCAUCCUAGCUGUCGUCGAUCAGGGAAUCGUGAGUUAUCUCCGGAUCGCAGAUGCAGCCUUCGGCAAGGAAAAGAUAUACGAGGCGCGACCUUCCGGUGGUAACAAGUUGCGCGGCCCGCCCCGACAUAAAUUUAAGAAGCGAUGA